AUGUCCUCAGAAUCGUCGACCGAAGAAGAGGUAUCACAAUACCGAAGCGAUGAAGAAACGGAAGUAUCAUCCUUACCUUCUUUCGUACCUCCAGCAGGGUGGAAAAAAUUACAGACUUCCGAGGUUUCGAAAUUCGAUAUCGUCGACAUUCAGAAUGAUGAAAACGAGAUUUGGCUGUUGAAAAUUCCGUCUCGAGUUACGAGAGCUGAUCUUUCGGGGAAAACUUUUAAACUUUCUACUGAAGGUGCAGAAGUUCCAACAAAAGUGGCGAAGCUUCAAAAAAACAUUCAGGAAACCACUUUUGCAUCAUUUAAGAAGAGAACUGUAGAUACAACAGCCACUUACGGAGUUUAUGAAAUGCCAACGGGAAAAUUAAAGAGCCAAGGUGAAAAGGAUGACGAGUUCACGAAGGGGAUGGCAUCUCAUCAGGCAAUUUUGGAUAAGAUGCAAGAAUUCGAAUUAUUGAUGCCAAAUAAAUCUUCGAAUGGAAGUUUGUUCUUAUCAAGCAAAAAACCUGAUAGGUAUUUUAACAUAUGCCGUGAAAUUGAGCAGCCAGAUCUGACACAAAAUAUCGAUUCGACUCUCCUAAAGAAACCCGAUGUUCAACAUCCCCCAGAGUCUUUUGUUCCAAGAUCAGCUGCUACUGUUCCGGAGUUUUCCAAGGAACAUAUGGAUAAGGCUUAUUUAGAAAACAAGAAAUUUAGACAAAAACUGAUCGAAGAUGAAGAGUUUCUGACAACCACUGAUGAAGAGGUGCCCGUAACCCCAACCAAGAAGAGAACAAACGAAUCCAAAUAUGGAAAAGGACAUAAGAAAAUAUUAAAAUCGCAAUACUUCACCAAUCUUUACUCUAGCGAUGAUGAAAUAUUAGCGGAAGUCGCGGAAGAAGAGGCCGAGUUUGCCAAAAUGGCACAAGAACAAAUUCGCUUGAAGGAAACAAUAACAAAGAGCUUGGAAGAUGCUGAGAGGCAAGCAUUCGAAACGUGGAUACCGUCGCUUGUCACAUGCCCCAAAUUUGAGCCACCGGUCACUUGGUGGUCGAAAAUGAGCGAAAGGAUUAUCGCAGAGGAGGAAGAAAAAAAGCUGAAGCCUUACGCGAUUAAAAGGGAUUGGAGUGUAGAAGAGAGGAUGGAAUACUAUAAAAAGUAUAUGUGCGAACCUCCACCAUAUCCUGUACCAAAACCAAAGGGGUGGGCCUCUGGAUCGUGUGAUUUGACGGCUAAUCGAACCCCGUUCUUUUCAAAAAAGCGAAAACGUUUCAAUAAUCAAGGACCUGGCGGCGGAUCCCACUUUGGUAAUGAGCAUGGUGUGGAGCGUUGUCGUCUCUCCAAUAGGGAGCUGAAUAAUUUUCAUGUACCCGUAGAAAAUGUAGAGGACCAAUAUGAGAAUGAAGAAGACCUGGAAUAUCAGGUUAAUGAUUACGAGAUGCACAGUCAAGAUGCUGAUAUUGGAGGAUAUCCGGAAUCCACGUAUCCUAUGAACACCAUGGAACCCGAGGAUCAGGACGUUUCAGCCAUUCCAAAACAGGAAUAUCAUGACUCUGAUGAUUGGUGA
Messenger RNA from Acaulospora colombiana, 1554 nucleotides. The record is from the annotation of a GenBank genome assembly. Lineage: Eukaryota; Fungi; Glomeromycota; Glomeromycetes; Diversisporales; Acaulosporaceae.